This is a messenger RNA of Mucor mucedo, 723 nucleotides long. RefSeq lists its product as uncharacterized. Bases 76 to 393 code for a protein of 105 amino acids. The transcript has a single exon. Gene Ontology annotation, molecular function: DNA binding. NCBI's taxonomy places the organism in Eukaryota, Fungi, Mucoromycota, Mucoromycetes, Mucorales, Mucoraceae. The record is from RefSeq and is a predicted model, not a curated record.
AAAAAGUUUUUUUUUUUAAUUAUUAUUUUGAGGUCUUUCUUUUACUUUUUCUUCUGUUUUUUUUUUUGUAUAUCAAUGGAAGAACACACCAAUCGAAGAGGGUCAUUAGCAAUAUCCGCAUUAUUAAAUGACGAACCAGUGGAUUUAUCACCAAUUAUAUCAAGUGGUACACUAUCACCCGUCAUGGGGGGUGGUAGUCGAUCACAACUGACCAAGGCCAAAAGAAAACGCAUCUCGCCCGGUCAGUACAAUAGACUUAUCGAAAUAUUUGAUCAAACAGAUACCCCCAGUUCAGAAAUCAGAGAGAAUCUAGCAGAAGAACUCGACAUGACCAAGCGUGAAGUCCAGGUAUUUACAUAUAUUUUUUUGUAUAGAUUAAAUUUUUUUUUUUAACUUUUUCUGAUAGGUUUGGUUUCAGAAUCGUAGAGCCAAAAUGAAUCGCACCAAAAACUUAAACACUCGACAUCGGCAUUCACUCAUACCUGCUGUCUCGACACAUCCUUAUCAUGUCAAACCUAGAAGAGCAUCUGCCUAUCCCGUCCUAGAAAACCAUUAUUAUAAACAACAAACAGUCAUUGGACCCUACCCUUGCCCUAUUGCACCAAUGCCAAUAUUAGCUCCUCCACCUCCACCGCCACCAUUACCAUCAUCAUCAGCACCAAGGCAUGAGCGUAAGCCUUCUGCCAUAGAUUUACUAGCAUCUGCUGCAGAAUAUGUUCGAAC